CUCCACUUUUUUGCUACAAUGGCAUUGAAAUAUUUCCAAAAUGCUAAAACUUCCAAGGCCUAAAAAUGUCAAAUAUUGUUCAGAGCAAUGAAAGUUUUUUAGAAAAUAAGUCAAGUUGUUUGCAAUUUCUAGUGAAUUUUAGCAUGCCAAAUUGGUAUUAUGAAAAGAAAGAUCUUCGCAACACACCGUCGAUUCAGGAUGGAAUCGAUUUUGAUACCGAACGGCGUUAUCGAAAAGAGGGUGCUCGAUUUAUUAUGCAAACCGGAACAUCGAUGGGAUUAGGACACAACACUGUUGCGACCGGCGUUGUUUAUUUUCAUCGCUUUUAUAUGUUUCACUCUUUCAAAACUUUUCCGCGCUAUGUUACGGCAUGUUGCUGCCUGUUUCUGGCUGGGAAGGUAGAGGAAACUCCGAAAAAAUGCAAGGAUAUAAUAAAAACAGCACGAUCACUUCUUACGGAUCAGAAGUUUGUAUCAUUUGGCGAAGAUCCAAAAGAGGAAGUCAUGACACUGGAACGAAUUCUACUACAAACUAUCAAAUUUGAUUUGCAAGUUGAACAUCCAUAUUCAUUUUUGGUAAAAUAUGCUAAGUGUCUUAAAGGAGACAGCACCAAGCUUCAAAAAAUGGUUCAAAUGGCUUGGAACUUUGUCAACGAUUCAUUGAGUACCACGGUUUCACUUCAGUGGGAACCGGAAAUUAUUGCUGUAGCACUAAUCUACUUGGCUAGUAAGUUGAGUAAAUUUACCGUAUUAGAUUGGGUGGGCAAACAACCAGAACAUUUAAAGUGGUGGGACAUGUUUGUGCAAGAUGUGACAAUGGAAAUACUUGAAGAUAUAUGUCAUCAAGUUCUAGAUCUUUAUCAGCAGCCUAACAACGAAACGCCGCCAGAUAGUCCACCACAGCUACCUCCAAGCAAAGCGUCACCGCCAGCUAAACGAGCUAAUAUUUCACCAAUAGCGACUAAAAAUUCGCCUACGAUAGGAAGCACUCCUGUAAAGACGGCGCCCCCUGUACCUCCCGUUGUGGUAGAGAUGGAAGCCAAUCCCAUACCAAAACACAUCACGACGGACAAUACGCAGCAUGGUAGCUACAGUAAUUAUCCUGUUUACCCUAUUCAUCAAGGACCUCCCCCAUCAGCUCAGCCACAUGUUAGCGGUCCCUCAAGUAGUUACAACACUAGUGUUCCACCUCCUGGUCCACCACAACCGCCAAGUCAAUCAUGGCAGCCUUAUACUCAUCAACAUACGAAUAAUUACUAUCAAUCUGCCUCGGGUGGUAACCGGAACAACUAUUAUCCCCAGCAAUAAUGAACAGUAAGGCAAAAUUUGAUUCAAAAUAAAUCGAAGGAAGAAGUAAUUGUUCUAGUUGAUUAAAACUAACAUGUUUGUCCCAUUAGGGGACCCUCAAUUGUGGGAUCCACCAAGAAAACUCGCUUGCUAAGCUAGUCUAGUUUUUCUUUCUUUGAAUGACAUGCGUAGAAUUUAAUUUCGAAAAUCAAUAUGCAAAUUGUAUUUUAAACACUGAAAUUGUAUUGUGUAACUGAAAGCAUCUCUUUCGAAAAUGAAACUGAUUAAAAAUAAAUCAGCUAAGGAGCCUCAUGAGAUGUAAAAUUCAACUCGCUUCGCCGGCAGUCACCGACGAGGCGAGCAAAAUGUUGUAUUAGGGAUUGCGAGUAAAACCACAAAUGGACGGUAGCAAUGGGCGAUAUUAUAUCGGUAUCGGAAAUAUCGAUACUUUUGAGACGAUAUUUCGAUUUUUUGGAUCGAUACACAAGCGUCCGAUACUCGACCGUAUCGAUACUGAAAACCGCGAUAUUUGUAUCGAGAUUCUUUUAUGCAAACGGACCACCUAGCUGACAUGUUACAAGGGCUGUGUGUACAUGUGUACACGAGAUCACCGCCACUUUUGAUACGCUAUGUUAUGCUGUCUGUCAGCGUCAGUGGAGCCCACACAUCGUAGAACCGCUGCGAUGUUGGCUGCGAUAAAGCAAAGCAAAUCGGAUGGAGAUGCCAGCUAGUUGAUACGAGUUGGAACCACUGAAAAGCUGCCACUGUCAGUAUAAGUAUCGCACAAGUCUAUUUGCACUAGCAAAACUUAAGCCUGUAUUACACUCUUUGACCAAGCGGACGAGGGAAAUUUUUUUCUAAUUCUAGUCACACCUUCUAUUCCCGUUCAUCUUCGCAUUCCCGCGAAACUACAUACAUUGCCCGCUUUACUAAACUUAAAAACAAAAAGUCGGCACAUCAAAUUUUCAUUGCUGGAAACCACCAAAAUUUUGCUGAUUUUUGGUGUGCUGUUCUUCCAGCAAUCUGUUCAGCAAAAUGAAAUUUGCUAAUUAUUCAGUAAUGCUCAAUUGCAUAAAAGUGACAGGUCGUUUGCUGCAUGUUCGGUAAAACAAAAUACAACUUGCUGGUUGUCAGCUAUGACAAUUUGCUGUUCAUUCAGCAAAGCAUAAAUCAAUUUGCUGGUUAACCAGUUAAUUCAAGGGAACCAUGUUUCCGUCAAGCACCAGAUUCCAUCCGCCCAUCGGAUCAUAGGCAAAUUACUGUUGAACUAGAGAUGUAUGAUUAUCAUUUCAACUUUUAAGUUCAUCUAGCCCAACAAGGACUUAGCUAUGGUCCCAUAUUCACUAUCAGGAGCUUAGCGAUGAUCCCGUACCAGCUGCACAGCGAUUUGGCACGUUUUACUAAUGACAGCUUGACGUAAAUUUUUUGACAUAUCAAUUCUUUUGCUGGAUUCCAGCAACCAUUCAUUUACUGUUUUCUGUUCAGCAAAUAGUUUUGCUGUAUUUUCGCGAAUCACUGAAUCCGCGAACCACUCAAUAUCAAUUUUCAAUUUCCCGGUUUUUUCCCGGUUUUCUCGAUGAUAUUUAGUGAAAUUUCCCGGUGUUUUAUUUUUAAAACAUAUGAGAAAAAAAUCAAUUUUCACAUGCUUAUUUGUGCCUUGCAAAAAUAGUGUUACAAAACUAUGAAAAACAUUCCUCCUUCAUCGUGUUUAGCUGUUUGUCGACUUUAGCAAGUACCUUCAUGGUGAUCUGCUGCACAAUUUUCGCCCUCUUUAUCUCCAAAUCGUUGACAAUCUUUGCCUUCUCGCGCUUUUUUGCUUCCUUCUGCAUCUUUCUCUGUCAACCUUCUCUCGAGCUUGCAGUGCUUCUGUAUCAGGAUGCCAAUGAAAUGCGUGGGAUAAAUUCAAGAGUUGGGGCAUAGAGUUUUUGUCUUCUAGAAAAAUGUCCUCAGGCAAAACUUCAAGCGGACUUUGGGAAGAAGAGCCUCAGAGUGACCAAUGAAAAAAAUGCACAUGAAACUGUCUAGAUGCAUUUUGCAAAAUGCAUGAAACGUUGAGAUCUGUUAUUUCAAAACAAUUUUUUUUUUCGAAAAACUUCGAUCCUGGGACUUUAAAAUUUUCGAGCUGGGGUCAAUGUAAUGUAUAAGAAAUUUUGUCAUGGUCCGUAAAAUAAAUUCA
Messenger RNA from Wyeomyia smithii (pitcher-plant mosquito), 3462 nucleotides. RefSeq names its product cyclin-K. Bases 66 to 1307 code for a protein of 413 amino acids. Lineage: Eukaryota; Metazoa; Arthropoda; Insecta; Diptera; Culicidae. Gene Ontology annotation, molecular function: cyclin-dependent protein serine/threonine kinase activator activity. Gene Ontology annotation, cellular component: nucleus; cyclin/CDK positive transcription elongation factor complex. The transcript has 2 exons. The record is from RefSeq and is a predicted model, not a curated record. Gene Ontology annotation, biological process: regulation of transcription by RNA polymerase II; positive regulation of DNA-templated transcription, elongation.